CAGUAUCAUUUCCACUGGUGCGAGUGCGGGUUUCGCUUCGUCUCUUGGUUUCGUCUUCCCUGCCGCUCGCGUUGGCCUUUCCUGUCGCGUCUUUGCUCAGUGGUUGUUCCAUUGAAGUAAAUACCUAGACGAAAUUUACUGGAUGCGCGGUGGUUGACAGUGUAGUCGGGGAGGCAUCGGCUUUUGCCGAUCUCCUCGCGAAAAGGACUGAAUUAAUCGUCCGAUCAUUCACUAACUGUAUAACGCAGAGUGUUUACUGUUUGGUGAAUGUAGAGUGAUUCGCGGUGUGUCUCGUGUAUCAUAGUUCGCCCCUGUGAGUGAAUGUCCUGAAAUCGAAGCAGCAACAAGAGAGAUGAGACGAGAGACAGAAGCAGAAGCUGAAGCUGCCAGCCGCGAAUUGGGUUACGUCCCGUUCGCCUGGCAACGAUAUAUGACGCAACGGCCACCCUUCGUUAGUAUCCGCGAUCCUCGUGAUCUUUACGUGCCGCUUUAACUGCAACAGGACUUUGAGUUUCGCUGGCAAGACACGCGAAAAGGAAACGCCAACUGCCUUCCAUGCGAUCAGUUAUCCCCGCCCCGUUCACUCGAUUGCGCAGCUAGUUUUGGAGGUUAGCCGAUCACGAUUAAGAAACUUGAACGAAAGCGACACCCACAGAGCCAGCCGGAUCAGCUGUUUGCCCAGGACGACCUCUCCGACUACCCUCGGUAGCCCAAAUGCCAGUCCAGCACGCCAGCCUUUUAAAAGUCACCGACUCGAAGGCUCCUUGGUCACAGCGUGAACGGAGAAAGGACAAUGUUGUCGUACAUGCUGCCGACCGAAGACAAACCACCACCGGGAGACUCGAAUCAGGCCAAUUACCGUGCUAGUAAGUUGCAGAAGAGUCUGAGAGAACGGCCCCCUAUCGCUUCGAAGCCGGCAGGCAAAGUAAUCACCGUUUCUCCGAAAAAGUACGUUGAUACGGGAAAAACAAUGAUCGUUUCGACGAAGAUCGAGGAGCACGCUGGUGACCAGCAGCAGCAUCACCGGCAGGACGAGCAGCAGCAACACGGAGUGUCGGCCGAAAGCCCGAAACACAAUGGCACCGUGGUGAAAAAAUCGACUUUGCACACGUCCAAGGUCACCAAGGAUGACAGCCUGUACAGCAUAAACAGCGAGGCCAGUACGGUCGGAAGCGAUCGGAAGAACAAAAUUUUCAACGGAGCCAAGCACACUAGUCUAAAGAGAGUUUCCUUUGGUUCGAGUAAAGGAUCAAUGGUAGAAACUUUGGUAUACGAGACUCCUGUUCAAGAAGAGCCGGAGAUCAAUCGGUUUAUGGACCACAACGGCCGUAUACCCUCUAUGAUCGCAUCUGUACCUGAUACCGACGAAGGUAGGGAAAUGGUACGCGUGUCGUUGUUAGGUCCACAACCUUCACCGACAACGCCCGGCGUAUUUCAGGUGCAGCCUAUCGCGAUAUCGAGGACUCAACCGAUCGACAUGGACACCGUUCCGGCCGAACUGCUGACUACGCACACCGAACACACAGCUCCCGCCUAUCACACGCAAAUCAGUACGGACAGUGGUUGGGAUAAUCCGUUCAGACCAGACGGCGAUCUUUCGAGGGAAGCAGACGAGAUAGUUGAAUUGAUAAAAGGUGGAAAACCCAUCACACCGACCCCUGGACAAACCGCUCCUCCGUUGCCAGGGUGCGACGCUGUUACCAGCAAUGCGCAGACCACCGUCGACCACGACUCCAGUUCCAGUCCCCUGUUGAAAUCCUCGGCGAACUCGACGAAUCGACACGCCAACUCGUCGCCGAAACCUGGCCAGGAAAAUGGAAACGCCCAUGGUACACCGAUGAAAGCUGCAACCGCCAACAACCAGCAAUCUGUCAACGAUAAGGUUGUCGCAUCGAGAGCAGCUACGGUCGAAGUGGCCAGAAUGACGGCACAGGGACCAGGCGACGCUUCGCAGGUCGAACACGUCACCUUAAAGAAGAAGCCUAAAUGUAAAUGUUGUCUUCUGCAGUAAUGGAAAGGAAGCAAGCUACCGCAUGGAUGUCUCAGCAGUCGGAUGAUUCAACGUCGUUGAAGGUGCAUCGGGACUUGGCCGCCGAUAACUUUGCGGUUCACGUUUUUCGAAAUGGUCGCUGUACGAGUGCCGUGGAAAACAUUGUAACUUCUUCCGUUGCAUCCUACUCUAGAAACGAGUUUCACGGAGAUACGGAAGAACUGAGAUACGCAGGGCAAAUGUGCGAUCGCGUGAACGCGUCGUAUUCCUAUUUCCGAAACGAGAUCGACGAUUUUUCUACGACGAGGAUACGAGUUGGUCGUGUCGAUCGUCGAAAGCAAUCUACUCGUAGGAUCGAAGAUUCGUACAGAGAAUGCGAGCGAUGGUUAUCGAUACGAACGAGAAGAGAAUCCCGAUACCGGUUGAAACAACGAUGAUACCGAGCGAAUUGACAUGACGCGACACUGAGGAAGAUACCUGAACGAGCGUAGAAAAGCACCGAGCCUCUUGAUAGCCUUUCAGAAAGACAGUGGAGUGUCUAUAAAGUAACAGACUAUAUAAAAGAAGAGAAUAAAUAAAAAAAAAAUUAUAUAUAUAUAUAUAUAUAUAUAUACAUACACAUAAAACUAUAUUGUAGAUACAGAAAUGGUAGUUGUAUAGCUUAUAUGCUUUUAUUAUUGUGGUUAAUUACUGUCAAAAUUAUCGUGAUUUCGGGAAUAUUUUCGCGCGUUGCCGCGUGAAAAUGGCGAGACGCGAGCGUGAAAGAAAAAGUCGCAGUUGCACAGAAUGUUUCAAAGUUAAUGAGUUUAAAGAACGCCAUUACUUCGUUGGACAUCGAUAUAAUAUCAUAGAUUAUUCAUAGACUCUCGUUUUUACUAAAACUCAGAACCUCUAUAGGCAAAACUUUUACGAAAUUUUUUAACAUCGCGUAGAAUGUGCGCCAUUGAAAACUGUACGUACGAUGAUCGUUGAAAGAGACGCAACUCGAUGAAAAGAGAAACGUCAAGCCGGCCGUAUUUCUUUUCUCGCGAUUAAGCAUGAGAACGCGUAGUAUUUUCUCUUAUUGCGAAGAAGAUAUCGUCUAUCGAACCGCUUUACUUUCACACACCAAUCUUUUCUUCUCUAUUCUGUUGCCAUUCUUUUCUACACCUCGCAUCAAAGAAACGCAAACCUAUCGAAAGAGAAAGCUGUAAUUAAGCGAGCUGGCGCUCGCCAGUCUAAACGCGUGAGUAACUAUUCAGGAUCGUCAAACAUGAAAUGUGUAAAUAUCGCGAUAUUUUUUGAAACAAAGUGUGAUUGUCGGCGAUCCGAAGAGUGCGAGAACGCGUUACGUUCCAUUCGAGUUGGUGCGGACGAACGGAUUCGACGACGACGUGGCUUGCUCUCCGCGCUCCAACUCUAAUUUCUCGAUUGCUGCAGCGGCACAAAUUAAUUAAGCGUCGAGAAUGCUACGGUGACUACCGUAGACGAUAGGGCGCACGAAUGAACGCUUAACGAUUUCUUUCUCGGGACUUGUUCGAUUCGAUGAUCGUCUUACAAAUUAUUUAUUUCGUUUUAUGCGUUUUAUUUACUUUUACUUCGAUGUGUCCUUUCACCGCUACGUUCCAUUCAUUUUAUUUAACCAUAUAUACGUGUAUGACGUGUAUCUUACAAAGCGAAUCUUUCCGAAAGUAUAGAGAUUUAAAAAGACACUCGUUUAAAAUGAGUAAAAGGCACGUUUAUGAAACGUAUAUGCUAAAAACGUUUCGAUGUUCGUUGGAAGGAAAACCGUUGAUCGGUUUUAUGCGUAUUAAUAAUAAUGUAACAGGGAAAAAACGCCAGAUCGUGGAAAACUGCUCGGUUCUCCAACCAUUGCGUAUACAGAUACAGAAAGAACGCAAGGAUCCGCCCUGUAUCGAGCGGUGCUUGGUUCACGUUAAUGGUUGUACGUGUGUGCGUGGCUGUGUGUCUGCACGAGUGCCUGUAUUUUUUAAUACACAUAUCCGCAUAUUUUUUCUAGAUCGUCCGAGCAAAAGAUAUUUAUGAAAAAUAUGCGAUCCUAUGGUGAAGGAUGAUGAAACAGGGAGCGAAAGAAAGAACGAGACCGACACCAGCGGAAUAAGAUUUCCUUUAUUUUCGUUCAUUGUACGCCGUUGCAAUGUAUGUAUGGCAAAGCGUGUAAUAUAAAGUUGUAACAGAAGAUCCUGAAUAAUUUACUCGCGUCCUCGCAGAUUGUAAUCGAAAGUGACGUACCAGCAAGGAAAUCUAAACGGGAAGAGUACUAAAUACUAUGUGUAUAUCUCUAAAACAAACAUACAUGUAUAUUUACGCGUUUGCACACUUGCGUGUACACGCUCACGCACACGCACACGAAACGUGGAGAAACAUUGAACAAUUCUGAAGACCUUUCCGCGAAUUUCGCUCCGAUUCGUGUUUCUCGAGCUAAUAAUAUCAAAUCUACGUGGAUAUUCAAACUUUACACUGGAAAUCUUUUGAAUGUUAAUGGUCUUGACGCGCCCAGAGCGUAGGGAUUUCGCGCGAUUGGACACGCAACCAACCGAUUAUCCGCAAAAUGCAAAUGUUUUCUUAUCGAUUCGUUCGAUUCUAUGCUCCGAGUCAUGCUCGCCGAUAAAACGUAUAUCCGCCUCGAAAGAACGAACACGGCAUGUUAACACCAUCGGAAAGAUGAUGAAACACUCGAAGCUUGGUUUUCUUGCGCCGAUAGUUCCUCCGAGAUAUCUGGCACGAUUAAACGCACCGAUUUACGCUCGUGUCGCGUCAAAACUAUUAAUACUCGUUUUACAUAAUAUAUAUCUACAAGAACUCUAUACGAACAUUAGGCUAAUUUGACAAACAUUUCGGUGUUAAAACUGACGGAAAUUGGAGCGAUCCGAGCGAAGCAACGGGCAUAUCCGUUACGGGACAAAAGGACGCGAUCGAUUGGAAUCGCGUACGGCAAUGUUUUGGUCUCUGAAAGCCUUAGCGCGUUUCAUCGAGUACCUAAGUAUAUUUUGUAUCGAGAGAAAUCGGGUGUUCAAUCAUACGAGUUAUACGUAAUGCUGAAGAAAGUGAGGUACGAAGGGUGCUGAGUAACAAAGAUUAAAGGUAUUAUUUUACUAAACGAAAAUGUAGGUGCGUGUGCGCUCACAGAAAUACAUAUGUACGUGACACAAACGAGCAAACGGUAAUUCGUACACAUUCGUGUUCAAGAAUAAAAAAGAUGUAAGGCGCCGUACACAAGUUUGUUCGAUUAGCGUCUCGACGUACGGCAUCUUUUUAAUUUGUAAAAAGUACUAUAAGGGUAGAUUCAGAGCCUAAAGCGAACACGCGUUCGAAGUCAUGUUGACAGAGGACCGAUUCUUUCAUUUCAACGAUCGUUUGUUUACGUUAGAUCACCUUUAAUUUCAACUGAAAUCUAAAUUUAACAUUGCCUGUGAUAUCGAAAGCAAUCUUAUUCUCGCGGCCAUGAAUCAUUCCAAACAUCUCAGUGAGUACUACUACGUAAUAGAGGGUCAAGUUAAUAGCUGUCUGUGUUGUCCAUGGGUAAUAUCGAACACGAGGGUUUUAUCGUCCUGAUACGACGUGAUUUCGAGACAUGCGUUCAUCGAAAAUCCUGUCAGCCUCUUUUAAACUCUGAACCUAUGCCGAUAGCACUUUAUAAAUGUUAAAAAGAAUAGCCUGGUUACAGACGAGCGGUAUACUUCGAGGUGAUCUCUUUGGCGAAAUAUUUUGAAUCGAUCGAGGUGAGUUGAGCGAGUCGUCGAGUUGCACGAGAAGAUGCGACGUUACCAACGAGUGGAAUCCACCGAAAUUCUUAACGUCUGUUCCCACGCAAAAUGUUGAUUUUGCUGAGCUUACAGAUACUGAGCGAAUAUUAAAUGUCUUGUUAAGAAAAAAAAAAAAAGAACAAAAAGAAAA
This is a messenger RNA of Bombus terrestris (buff-tailed bumblebee), 5887 nucleotides long. RefSeq lists its product as uncharacterized. The coding region runs from base 794 to 2011 and encodes 405 amino acids. The transcript has 7 exons. The record is from RefSeq and is a predicted model, not a curated record. NCBI's taxonomy places the organism in Eukaryota, Metazoa, Arthropoda, Insecta, Hymenoptera, Apidae.